This is a messenger RNA of Vitis riparia (riverbank grape), 1558 nucleotides long. Its product is annotated as probable carboxylesterase SOBER1-like. The record is from RefSeq and is a predicted model, not a curated record. Gene Ontology annotation, molecular function: palmitoyl-(protein) hydrolase activity; carboxylic ester hydrolase activity. Gene Ontology annotation, cellular component: cytoplasm. The transcript is spliced from 5 exons. Gene Ontology annotation, biological process: protein depalmitoylation. Lineage: Eukaryota; Viridiplantae; Streptophyta; Magnoliopsida; Vitales; Vitaceae. Bases 830 to 1315 code for a protein of 161 amino acids.
UUAGGAAAUAAGAUUAUUUCUUGGUGUUGGUUUUGACUUUUAUUUGUUAUUAUCAGGACCUUAUUAUCUUAUGGAUGUGUCAAGCCCUUUAGCAGUUUGGGUUUUUUUUGGUAUUUUUGUGGUCUAUAUAAAGGAUAUUUUCUGAGACUUGGUUUUGAGUAAUAUUUCAUUAAAAAAAAUUUCUCUGGCUUCCAUCCAUUUUUUUGGCCUAUUAUUAGAGGAUGAUUGUAAUUGAGUGGUGUCGACCAGUAGAUGCAUAUCUAUUGUCUGUACUGUAUCAUUUGGUAUCGGUUGAUAGACCUCAAAUAAUGGACUAAGAGCAUCAAUGCACUACAUCAAUAUGGUAUCAAAGCCAAGUUUGAGAAGUCAUGAAUUCAAGAAGUGUGUUGGAACUGGUGGAAAUUUCAUGGUGAUCGAAUUCAGAACUGCAUGCAUAAUAAUAAGUUUUCUAUUACCAUUCAGUUGAAUAUGUUAUUGGAAUUCUACAAUAAUGCAAUUGAAAAUAAAGUAUCAGAACUCUAUUGAAAAAAAUGAGAUCUGGGAAUAUGCAGUCUUGAAGUAGAUGAAAUUGGAGGCAAAGAUGACAGUUAUUUCUCUUGUUUUUUGGGAUCUUUUCUUUAGCUCUUCAACUCUAUUCUCCUUGCUUUUGCUAAGAUCCCACUACAUUCUUUUGCAAGAAAAGCCAGUAACAUAAAGGAUUCAAAGGCUGUCCUGCAUUAGCAUGUCAUAGGUCAAAAUGUUUGACUUCUUGUGAUUAUGAUUUCUUGAUUUUCUUGUCAUAUAAAGUGAGGCAGUUACUAAUUUUCUUUGCCUUGUAGAUGGUUCUGUCAUGCCUUCCUGGUUUGACAUUCAUGAGAUACCUGUGACAGCUGAUUCUCCAAAAGAUGAAAAUGGUGUACUUAAAGCAGUUCAGAAUGUGCAUGCAAUGAUAGAUAAGGAGCUAGCUGCAGGCACAAAUCCUAAAAACAUAUUUGUAUGUGGAUUCAGUCAAGGAGGUGCCUUGACCUUGGCAAGUGUUUUGCUAUACCCAAGAACUCUAGGAGGAGGUGCUGUCUUUAGUGGAUGGGUUCCUUUUAAUUCAACCAUGAUAGAACGAAUGCCAGCGGACGCCAAGAAGACACCUAUUUUGUGGUCACAUGGUAUGGUUGACAGAACAGUUUUGUUUGAAGCUGGACAAGCAGGUCCUCCUUUCCUUGAACAAGCUGGUGUAAGUUGCGAGUUUAAGGCUUAUCCUGGUCUGGCUCAUUCCAUAAGCAAUGAGGAAUUGCGGUACCUAGAAUCAUGGAUCAAAACUCGACUUCAGAGUUCUUCGUAGAAUGACAUUGCUGUCUACUGUUAUCAAAGCUCCUUGUGUUUGAGCUGUUAUUGGAUGAUUAAUAUGGAUGAGACUUGAUUUAUCACAUAUUCUUAUGGUAUACAUAACUCUGGAAGGAGGGAGGCCUUUCUUUUAGCUUUUUCAACUUUUGCCCAGUUGUAAUUUAGCAUUAUCAUGAACUUUCUGCAAACACACAAUUAUACUUUUGCUCAUGCAGGAAGCAAAUACUCUUUCCCCCAACAA